AUGAGCCACAAAAAGGAAGCAAGCCAGAGUCGGGAGGGUCUGCUUCGAUCGUAUGACCAGGGAGAAAACAUACCUUUGCGAAAAUCUCUUGAGGAAGCCUACGCAUCCGACAGCGGUUCCGACAUCGAUGCCACCGAAUUUCUGGACCGAGAUCCUCUCGCCGAGCAGUCGCAGCCAGCAGUUGUUGCGUACGGACCAGCAGCGAGGUUACGAAACCUUCGAACGGCUUUCAACCGGCGGUCAAAAUGUGCGAUAAUCAUUAUAACUGUCUUGGUUGUCAUAUGGUCCAUACUGGCAGGAGGGGGAUUCUUCCUGUAUAAGAAGAAGCCGGUAGAUGGACAGUCACCACCAUGGUAUCCCACACCACCUGGAGGAACGGUCAUGCAAUGGAGCGAUAGUUACAAGAAAGCUGCCGAGUUGGUGAGAAAAAUGAAUUUGCUGGAAAAGGUCAACAUCACAACUGGCACUGGUUGGCAGAUGGGACUUGCGGUUGGCAAUACCGCUCCUGCGACGAAUGUUGGGUUCCCAGGAUUGGCGUUACAAGAUGGACCUUUAGGACUGAGAUUUGCGGAUAAUGCUACCGCUUUUCCUGCUGGAAUCACGGUUGGCGCGACAUGGAAUAAGGAGUUAAUGUAUCUCAGAGGUAAGGCGCACGGAAAGGAAGCUCGGUUGAAGGGAGUCAACGUGCUAUUGGGACCUUGUGUUGGGCCGCUUGGACGAAUGCCUGCUGGCGGAAGAAAUUGGGAAGGAUUCGGAACCGAUCCAGUCUUGCAGGGAAUUGCCGCUGCCCAGACGAUUAAAGGAAUACAAGAGGAAGGCGUCAUUGCUACUAUCAAACAUUUUGUCGGGAAUGAACAAGAGCAUUUCAGGCAGAGUUGGGAAUGGGGUUUACCGAACGCAAUGUCUUCGAACAUUGAUGACAGAACGCUCCAUGAGAUGUACGGGUGGCCGUUUGCGGAUUCCGUAAAAGCUGGUGUGGCAAGUGUAAUGUGCUCAUACCAGAUGACGAAUAAUUCUUACUCCUGCGGCAACUCCAAGUUACUCAAUGGAUACCUUAAGGAUGAAUUGGGAUUCCAAGGUUUUGUCCAAUCUGACUGGCUUGCUCAACGAUCAGGGGUUGGAAGUGCUCUAGCCGGGCUGGAUAUGAGUAUGCCUGGAGAUGGACUAAUCUGGGCAAACGGGAAGUCUCUUUGGGGUCCAGAGCUCACAAAAUCAGUCUUGAACGGCUCUUUACCUAUUGAUAGGCUUAAUGACAUGGUCACCAGAGUUGUGGCUUCUUGGUAUCAACUGGGACAAGAUGAUACAUCCAGAUUUGAUGGAAAAGGGCCCAAUUUCAGUUCUUGGACUAAUGAUAAGCUCGGCCGUAUCAAUCAUGGAAGUCCUGAUGACAAGGAUGAGAAGGUCGUCAAUCAAUUCAUUAAUGUCCAAGGAGAUGGAGAAGAUUCUCACCGUAUCAUCGCGCGAGAAGUCGCUACGGAGGGUACCGUACUCGUUAAGAAUGAUGAUAAUGUUCUGCCACUUCUUAGAGACGGUUGGCUGUCAGAAGAUAAACACGAAAUCAAAAUGCGUAUAGGCAUUUUCGGCGAGGAUUCCGGAGCUGGCGAUGGUCCCAAUGCGUGCGCCGAUCGAGGUUGUAACCAAGGAACAUUGGGUUCUGGAUGGGGUUCCGGCGCUGUGGAGUUUCCAUGGCUGAUUACACCUGUUGAAGCUCUCAAGGAGGCAUUCAAUAAAGAUCGCGUUUAUGUCACGGAUUUUCCAACAAACGCACCACCUCUGAAGAAAGCUCCAGCGAUUUUGAAAGACCAAGACUUCUGUAUCGUCUUCGUUAACGCCGAUGCUGGUGAGGGGUUCAUUUCAUCUGGCGGUAUCAAGGGCGACAGAAAUGACCUCAACAUUCAGAAAGGUGGAGAUGAAUUAAUCAAGAAGGUCUCAGAAGGCUGUGGAGAAGGGAAUGGGAAGACCAUUGUUGUAGUACACUCGGUCGGUCCAGUUGUGGUUGAGAAAUGGGUCAAUCUGCCUGGUGUAAAAGCCGUAAUCAUGGCCAACUUACCUGGCCAGGAAAGCGGUUAUGCUAUCGCAGACAUUCUUAUCGGAAAUGUCAACCCUAGUGGCAAGCUCCCAUAUACGAUUGGUAAGUCUCUUGAUGAUUACGGCGAAGGUGCCAAGAUUCUGUAUUAUGCCAACGGCGUAAUACCUCAACAAACAUUCUCCGAAGGCCUUUACAUCGACUACAGACACUUUGACAAAUUUGGCGUUGAUCCCACCUACGAGUUCGGUUUCGGUCUUUCAUAUACUACAUUCGAGUAUUCGAAUCUUGUGGUGAACAAGCUACGGGAGAAGACACCGCUCCCUUCUCCAAGACCUACUGGUGUCCAAGCCCCGAAGUUUGACACAAAUAUUCCAAGUCCAACCGAGGCCUUAUUCCCAGAAGGCUUCAAGAAGCUGAAGAAGUUCAUCUACCCUUACAUCGAAAAGGUGUCCGACAUCAAGCCUGGUAAAUAUCCAUACCCAGAAGGAUACAAUACCAUACAACUACCCUCAGAAGCCGGCGGUGACGAAGGCGGAAACCCUGACCUGUGGAAUGUCUACGCGGAAGUAUCAGUAGACAUCCAAAACACUGGCACACGAGCUGGCAAGGAAGUCGCGCAGUUAUAUGUCAGUUACUCGGACGUCACGGGUGAAGCGAAGAAAGUCGACUUCCCCAUCAAAGUAUUAAGAGGCUUUGAGAAGGUCUUUUUGAAAGUAGGCGAAAAGCAAUCUGUCAAAUUCAAUUUGACGAGACGAGAUCUUAGUUAUUGGGACGUGGUGAGGCAGAAUUGGGUUAUGCCUAGUGAGGGACAGAUUACAGUGAGGGUCGGGGCUAGUUCGAGGGAUUUGAAACUUACGGGGUGGUAUUAA
Glarea lozoyensis ATCC 20868 is the source of this 2898-nucleotide messenger RNA. RefSeq names its product (Trans)glycosidase. Gene Ontology annotation, molecular function: beta-glucosidase activity. NCBI's taxonomy places the organism in Eukaryota, Fungi, Ascomycota, Leotiomycetes, Helotiales, Helotiaceae. Gene Ontology annotation, biological process: glucan catabolic process. The record is from RefSeq and is a predicted model, not a curated record. Bases 1 to 2898 code for a protein of 965 amino acids. The transcript has a single exon.